Messenger RNA from Paramuricea clavata, 1530 nucleotides. The record is from the annotation of a GenBank genome assembly. Lineage: Eukaryota; Metazoa; Cnidaria; Anthozoa; Malacalcyonacea; Plexauridae.
AUGAUUAGAGAUGCACACGAUCUUGCUAUUGCGAGGAAUUGGAACUUUAGGGACGCGUAUGUAACCACAUUCAACACCGCCACCCCAAAAUUUCACCUCAACAUCGGAGAUAAAGUGCUCCUCCACGCACCUAAUCUAGCCAGUUCAGCAGUCAACGCAAAAUUAAACAAACCUUGGGUUGGACCAUUCUCCGUCAAGAAGGUAUUCGAAAACAACAACGUGCUCAUAACAAGAGACGACAACACUAAACAGCAGUUUCGAGUACACCUGGACAGGAUCAAGAUCUUCAGAGGCACGGUAGGUAAAGAAUACGGAAUACAGCCCCAGAGACCUGAACAAGAAACACAGGUCAAAAGAUUACCACCCAAACCAAUUCUUCCAGGUCAACGAAUAACAAGAGGAAUUGCUCAAAAACACGGAAUCAUAGUCGAGAACGAAAAACUUCCGAGCAGGCCAAAAGAAUAUGUUGCGAAAAGCCAUCCUAGUCAUGUGGCUACUAUGGGGCACCAACCACGCGGACACCAAGCCCAAGUUCCACUCUUCAAAGGGCGGCAUCCGCUUGCUCAAAACAAGCAACCUUUUUUUACAGAUUGCAGAAGGCCAUCUGAUAUUCCAGAUCCCUUUUGCUACUCAGAUAGAACAAACGGAAAAACUUAUGGACCUCGUCAAUUCCCAAAACGACAACAACGGACAAAUGGCAAACGAGAUCCAGAAUGCAUACUUCCGUUUGUCCAGAACAAUCAAGACGAUGGUUUCCCCCAAAACAAGACAACGACGAUUCUUGGCAACCAUCCUAGGUGUAGUAGCAGCAAUCGGCAUGGGUAUAUACAAUACCAUCAACAUGGCAACAAUAUCUGCCAACGUAAACUCAGCCUCACGACGCGCCGAUCAAAUGCUACAGUUCCAACAACAUACGGACGAAAUCAUCGCCGUACAGAACCAGCACAUCAGACAGUUGGCAACACUCACCACAGCACUAGGCAAAGAGAUAGAGGAGGGGAGAAAACGAGACCUUCAGCUGGCCAAAGCCUUCGUAGUAAAGGAUGCAGUGGACAGGAUGGUGGAACACCUAAACCUCGUCAACAACCAGCUACAGGUAAUCAGGCAACACAGAUUCCCUUUCCUCCUCAUACAGAACAGCGUAGUGUCAGACCAACUGGAGAAAUUAGCAAACAAAGCAGAAGAAAGAGGACUACUGCCGAUUUUUUCCACGCCGGAGUUCAUCACGCAAAUGCAUACGAGCUUCAUCCUGGAGGGCAACACAAUUUUAAUCGCAGUACCUAUUCCUCUAACCCACAAGUCAAUUUCUUUCAAACUCGAUAUGUACAGGGCCCCGGACAGCCUAGUCAGUAUCAACGAUACAACAUGGAGAUUCCGGAACAAGAACUCCCUGGUUACGGAUAUACACAAAACAAACAUAUUCGAAGUGACGGAAGAAGACAAGAAACAAUGCAGAAUCAUCCUCCACAACACCAUCUGCAAAAAACACACAAUCACAAAUGGAGAAUCGUGCCUAUCACAAAUUCUUAA